AUUUCUUUGAAGAUGACACUUCUCAGUGAGUGAAUAGACAAGAAGUUUGGUACCUAAUAAUUAUCUCUAAUCAGAUCCUUUGACUGUUCAGAAACUCAAGAAAUGAAAAUGUACCUAAAACCCAGAAAUAGUACCUUAUUCUUCUUCUCCAUCGCGUUUCACCUUUCCAUAUGUUUCAGCGAAGAUUGCGGUGAGAGUUACAAUUGCGGCGAAUUAGUAAACAUCAGGUAUCCCUUUUGGGGGAAUAAGAAGGAGACAGUAUGCGGGCAGCAAGAAUUCAAACUGAAGUGCAGGAACAACCAAACCACCACAAUUUACAUAAACUCUUUCGAAUACAACGUUCUGAGAAUCGACCAAUCGAAUAGUAGAAUGAGGAUAGCAAGAUCAGACUUGUUCGAGAAUUGCUGCCCAGAAAAGGAAAUCCAAGUGGCGACUAUGAAUGGGCAUCGGUUCGUGUAUUCUUCCAACAAUCAGAAUAUUUCGGUAUGGUACAAUUGCUCGACGGAUAACGAAAUUCAAAUUCCAGAUACUUACAAAUUUUGGUGCGGUGGGAAAUGGGAAAAGCUUCGGAGACCGAAUUAUGCAUUCGAGCCGUCGGCGAAGAGUUGGAGUCUAGAAAGGGGGGAAUGCGGAAUGAACAUAGAGGUGAUGGUCACGAGAGAGGGGCUGAAAGAAGGUAUAAAAGAGAGGAAAAGUUUGGUGGAGAAGGCUGUGAAAUGGGGUUUCGAUGUGGAAUAUGAGAAUUGGUAUAAGGAUGCUUGUAAUGAAUGCAAUGAAAAUGGAGGAAAAUGUGGAGGGAACAACACGCAUCCAUACUACUGCAUUUGUACCAAUGGAAUUGCUAGUUCCUACGACUGUAAAGCUCCUCCUCCUCCUCUUCCCCCUCCUCAUGCUCCUAAUAUUAUUAAAGGAUCAUAUGAUACUUGGAAGAAGAUUAUGAUAGGUGUUGGCUCUGGUUUAGGAGGCAUAGUGAUUAUGAGUCUAAUCUUCUUAAUUAGGAAUCGUUUGAACAAAAAUAAGCAUCCCUAUGCUUCUUCCUCCAUUCUCCUUCCAAAUAAUUCUCGUGAUCGUCUAAUGAAGGCACUUGAUCAGCAUGGAGAAAAUUCCGUGGCUGUUCCUCUCUUCUCUUAUCAAGAACUUGUACGAGCUACAGACAAAUUUAACACCACCAACGAACUUGGAGAUGGUGGCUUUGGCACCGUCUACUAUGGCAAACUCCGAGAUGGACGUGAGGUUGCAGUUAAAAGAUUGUUUCAAAAUAGCUAUAGAAAAGUUGAGCAUUUCAUGAAUGAAGUGGAGAUCCUUACUCGUUUGCGCCACCCACAUCUAGUCACUCUUUAUGGAUGCGCCUCUCAACGAUGUCGUGAACUAUUUUUGAUUUAUGAAUUUGUACCAAAUGGUACAGUUGCCGAUCAUCUUCACGGCAUCCAAGCAAGACCAGGUCAGCUUCCAUGGCUUACAAGGUUGAAGAUUGCCAUAGAGACAGCAAGUGCUCUCGCUUUUCUCCAUGCUUCAGAAACCAUCCACCGCGAUGUUAAAACCACCAACAUUCUCGUUGACAACAACUUCAAUGUCAAAGUUGCCGAUUUCGGACUGUCUCGUCUUUUUCCUACACAAGUGACACAUGUUUCAACUUCUCCACAAGGAACUCCAGGAUAUGUUGAUCCAGAGUAUCACGAAUGUUAUCAACUGACAAAGAAAAGCGAUGUGUUUAGCUUUGGAGUCGUGUUGGUUGAGCUGAUAUCUUCAAAGCCAGCAGUUGAUAUCACUAGGCACAGGCAUGAGAUUAAUCUAUCGACAAUGGCAAUCAACAAGAUCCAGAACAACGAAUUAGACGACUUCGUGGACCCAUGUCUUGGAUUUAAAACAGAUGAAAGAAUCAGAGACAUGAUAUGCAGAGUAGCAGAGUUGGCAUUUCAAUGCCUUCAAAGUGUGAGGGAUACAAGACCCUCAAUGUUGGAAACACUACAAAUUUUGAGAAACAUAGAGAAUAGAAGUUAGAAGAUGUGGGAAUUCAAGAGAAGACAGAAGAUAAGAGACAGUCCCCAGAUUCUGCCAUUGUGCUUUGGAUUACCAAACUUCAACACCAAAUGACAGUGGUCGAGUUUUAUUUGUGGUUUCAUGGUAAAAGAAAAUACAUGUUAAACCUUUCAAAAAAACAUUAUCUUUAUCAUCCAUUAAUCUCAAUACAGAUACAAAUACGAAUAUUAAGACAGUGAGAGCCAAAAUUUA
Molecule: messenger RNA, 2232 nt
Organism: Cucumis sativus (cucumber)
Lineage: Eukaryota; Viridiplantae; Streptophyta; Magnoliopsida; Cucurbitales; Cucurbitaceae
Product: LEAF RUST 10 DISEASE-RESISTANCE LOCUS RECEPTOR-LIKE PROTEIN KINASE-like 1.2
Exons: 4
Coding region: 103-2001 (632 amino acids)
Biological process (GO): protein phosphorylation
Molecular function (GO): polysaccharide binding; protein kinase activity; ATP binding
Source: RefSeq, a predicted model, not a curated record